AUUAUUCUCAAUGAAACACAGCGAUUUGCCUUUUUACCUCGAGCUCAACUGUAUGCAAACGAGCAGCGGCAUCAUACAGCGACAACCAAUGAGAUUUCAGCUAGUGACCUGCCGCCUCAUACGAUUGGAUACUACGAAAGAAUAGGAACGCCCACUAGUAUCCAACAUGAAUAACAGACUAGAAGACCUCCAUCGAUUUGAUCAGUGUGUGAACGCGCCCACUUGAGAAAUUCCUCAUUUUGGUAACAGUUCAGAGGGAGCUCAUUGUCUGAAGGCGAAGUGAAAAACGGAAGCGUUUUAAGUUUGUUCAGCUUGUGUCAGAAGAUUUGCGAACUUGUAUCAGAUAACAGGACAACGAUUUGCCUUCUAAUUUUGAUGGAUGAUUCGCCGUUUUAUAAUUUUUUUUUAAAUACAUUUCUUAUUUCGUGUUAUUCAAUUUAGUUCAAAAUAUAAUUAAUUUUAAUGACUAUUUAAUGUGUUUAUGAUACGACUCAGUAAUGGGAGGUGUUUAUAUGGAGACCCUUUCUCAGCUGAUCGUGAAUGACUGUUGGGUCGUUGGGCUCCAGCGCAUCGCUGUUGGUGAUGCUGGAGAAGAAGAAGAGUUUUUCGAGAUUAGGACUGAAUGGUCUGAAAAAAGCAUAACAUAUCUGCGAAGGAGAUAUCACGAUCUAGUGAAACUUGUUAGGAAUUUAAGUAUAUUAUUUACAGACGACAGAGAACGUUUGUCUCAGUCAGUGAUGUUUGAGGCACUACAGAGGAUAAAGGAAGCGGAGCAAAACAAUAACGUUCAAACCAGGUUGGAUGCAGUGGAAAAACUUUUGAGAAGUAUAAUCAAAAUGCCACAAAAGUUCUCUCACUCUGAGGCUGUUCUUAAAUUUUUCAAGUCUUCUUCUUUUGACUACACCUUGAAAACCAUGUAUGAACCAAUCCAGCCUCUCCAGAGUCCUGUCACUGUAGCUGAGGUCAGAAGGGCCAAUGGGUUUUGUUUGGCCAAUACAGAAACUGUACUUUUUGAUGCGUAUUUACAAGCACAUGGAGAAGAACCAUCUUUAAAGUAUAGCUCUGAGAAUGAGUCCCAGAUGUGGACCGGAACGGGAAUUCAAAAUGGGAUCAGAUGCGUCAAGGAAACUGCGCACAGACCUGGCAAGGGCUUCAUGACUGCUGGUACCCCUGAAAGUAAAGCUAUAGACUAUCAACCUAAAAAAUCACAGAUAAACACUAGCAACAUGACCUACCUCCACCUUCAACCCUGUGAGACAGACAUCCUUGAAUGACAUAAUGCACUUGACAAUGUAAUUAUAGGUUUAGGGUUCAAGUCCACAGAAAUGUUAUUUUUUAAAGUUUAGUCUGUAAGAUUCUUUUUAAAAUAUAAUUAUAGAUUUCUAAAAGAUUUGUAAAGACUUAUAAAAAUGGAUGUGAUUUUUUUAAAGUUAAAGGGAUACUCCACCCCAGAAUGAAAAUUUUGUCAUUAAUCACUUACCCCCAUGUUGUUCCAAACCCGU
This is a messenger RNA of Cyprinus carpio (common carp), 1502 nucleotides long. RefSeq names its product PX domain-containing protein 1-like. Bases 498 to 1274 code for a protein of 258 amino acids. The record is from RefSeq and is a predicted model, not a curated record. Lineage: Eukaryota; Metazoa; Chordata; Actinopteri; Cypriniformes; Cyprinidae. Gene Ontology annotation, molecular function: phosphatidylinositol binding. The transcript has 5 exons.